AGACAGGAGCAGUCAUUCCCUUGUAGGGACAACUAGAAGGUAAGUCCUCUGGUAGAUCAGUUUCUUUCCAAAAUGGAGAGAACUAAAGAAGAGUCCCAGGUAAGACUGAUCAGUCUACAUCGAAGGUGCUAAUCCACUUAAGGUGGGCUGGGUAACUGGAAGGAUUAGUGCACAGUUGCUAUGAGAUGCAUCUGUGCCAGUGUGGCUCAUUGUCACACCUGGGCCCAGAGUCUCAUUGCAAGUUAAGGGACCGAAUUUGAAAAAGAUGCUAGGACAGUUAGAAGAUUAACAGACUGAGGUAGGUAACAGAAAUAAAUGUAAUAGGUUAGACCUAAAAACCUUUCAAUUUACACUUAAAAUAGGAAUUUAUGCAAAAGUGUUCGAUUCAUUAAUAUAGUAUCAAGUUUCUAAAUAUUUGAUUGAUUGGAUCAUUUUAGUAUUCUUAUCGCCUUCUUUUACCUUGUGGAGUAUCCAAGAAAUGUAGUCUCUUAGGUGACAUGUGAAAUACUUAAGUCCAUUUUGUUUACCAUUUCACAUACAAUUUUAAUAUUAUUUUAAACCAUGGAACUGUUCCAUUUUGGUAGAAUAUGUGUGUAUUUUGUGUGUGGCUUAUAGUUUUUAAAACAGAAGCCAAAUUGUCAUGAUGCAUAGGUUGUACCACCAUGGGGAUUUGUCUCUGAGGAUACUGUUAAACUUUUAUUUUUUUAAACUUAAGUAUUUUUAGUUAUUAGAUUUGAAAAUACAUUGUAGGGCAGUGUACUAACAGCCUUUGACAUUGGCCUAAUAGAACUGUCUUUGUUAUCUUCCUAGGUUGAAGCGAGCAGUUUCUUAUUCAAAGUGUCCUUGCUUCUCUUAGGCCAGGGCUUUUAUAAGGGCUUAGUGAGUACCUUAUAAAGGCUGACCCUUACUGGAGCAGAUUAUAGUGUAGCAUGAAGAGCUAAAUUUAGAGGGAAGUGGGGCCUCUGCUCCAAAUAGUAACAGCUAAAGGAUAGACACUCUUGGAGAGCAGAAUAUCUUUAUUUAGUCUGUCACCACCAGUGGAAAUUUUAUGAAUAAGCAUCAGAAGCCAGUGCUAACAGGCCAGCGGUUCAAAACUCGGAAAAGGGAUGAAAAAGAGAAAUUCGAACCCACAGUCUUCAGGGAUACACUUGUCCAGGGGCUUAAUGAGGCUGGUGAUGACCUUGAAGCUGUAGCCAAAUUUCUGGACUCUACAGGCUCAAGAUUAGAUUAUCGUCGCUAUGCAGACACACUCUUCGAUAUCCUGGUGGCUGGCAGUAUGCUUGCCCCUGGAGGAACGCGCAUAGAUGAUGGUGACAAGACCAAGAUGACCAACCACUGUGUGUUUUCAGCAAAUGAAGAUCAUGAAACCAUCCGAAACUAUGCUCAGGUCUUCAAUAAACUCAUCAGGAGAUAUAAGUAUUUGGAGAAGGCAUUUGAAGAUGAAAUGAAAAAGCUUCUCCUCUUCCUUAAAGCCUUUUCCGAAACAGAGCAGACAAAGUUGGCGAUGCUGUCGGGGAUUCUGCUGGGCAAUGGCACCCUGCCCGCCACCAUCCUCACCAGUCUCUUCACCGACAGCUUAGUCAAAGAAGGCAUUGCGGCCUCAUUUGCUGUCAAGCUUUUCAAAGCAUGGAUGGCAGAAAAAGAUGCCAACUCUGUUACCUCGUCUUUGAGAAAAGCCAACUUAGACAAGAGGCUGCUUGAACUCUUUCCAGUUAACAGACAGAGUGUGGAUCAUUUUGCUAAAUACUUCACUGACGCAGGUCUUAAGGAGCUUUCCGACUUCCUCCGAGUCCAGCAGUCCCUGGGCACCAGGAAGGAACUGCAGAAGGAGCUCCAGGAGCGUCUUUCUCAGGAAUGCCCGAUCAAGGAGGUGGUGCUUUAUGUCAAAGAAGAAAUGAAGAGGAAUGAUCUUCCAGAAACAGCAGUGAUUGGUCUUCUGUGGACAUGUAUAAUGAACGCUGUUGAGUGGAACAAGAAGGAAGAACUUGUUGCAGAGCAGGCUCUGAAGCACCUGAAGCAAUAUGCUCCCCUGCUGGCCGUGUUCAGCUCCCAAGGCCAGUCAGAGCUGAUCCUCCUCCAGAAGGUUCAGGAAUACUGCUACGACAACAUCCAUUUCAUGAAAGCCUUUCAGAAGAUUGUGGUUCUCUUUUAUAAAGCUGAUGUUCUGAGCGAAGAAGCAAUACUGAAAUGGUAUAAGGAAGCACAUGUUGCUAAAGGCAAAAGUGUUUUUCUUGACCAGAUGAAGAAAUUUGUUGAGUGGUUACAAAAUGCAGAAGAAGAAUCCGAAUCGGAAGGUGAGGAAAAUUAAAUGGCUCAACAAGCACAAUACCUAGGUUACCACACACCACUUUUUGAUUGGGAAUGCUGAACCAUUUGAGAAGAGAAACUUGGCUUCUGUUUUCGCAAAGGAAAAAAAAAAUAGGAUAGGCUUCCCUUGUGCAGAGGGAGAAAUGGUUUUGUUUUUGUUUUGUUUUUAAAUGGAGCCCUGAGGCAUCAGCUAUUAUACUUGGGACUCUACCUCUCACUCACUAUAUGCUAACUUAAAGCCAUUCAACAAGGAGUCAAGUAGAUCUGAAAUUAAAUACUCAACAGACUCCUCCUUUUUUAGCUGUAUUUUUCAGGUACUGUGUGGUGACCGCCCCACUGGUGUCUAUUACAGGCCACUUUGGUAGUUGUGUAUCUGCUCAUGUAUGUGAUUUGACAAACCAGUUUUUUAAAAUAAAUGGCUUUUUAAAAA
Molecule: messenger RNA, 2737 nt
Organism: Homo sapiens (human)
Lineage: Eukaryota; Metazoa; Chordata; Mammalia; Primates; Hominidae
Gene: BZW2
Product: basic leucine zipper and W2 domains 2
Exons: 12
Coding region: 1049-2308 (419 amino acids)
Biological process (GO): regulation of translational initiation
Cellular component (GO): cytoplasm
Source: RefSeq, a predicted model, not a curated record